AUGCAGUCGUUGGCUCCCAUUCCCCUUCCACAAGGCAUACCGACUCAGGAGAUGUCUGUAGACAACGACUUAAGAGCCCAGCUUGCAGCCGUCAUUAGCACUGGGCAACACCCACACUCCCAUUCGCACGCGUCUCAUGGAUAUGUUGACGGUCCGCCAUCCAGCAGUGCUAGCCCACACGAUCACAACAUAGAUCCAGCAAUCGGCAAUGUUACGGGCGGAGGCAAUUCGAUGAUCAUGGGCACUGGUGGUGAUAGUGGUGGAGACGACAUCAGCGACGGUCGCAAAAGCGCAAAGCGAGAGCUCUCUCAAUCCAAAAGGGCAGCGCAAAAUCGGGCGGCUCAGCGAGCGUUCAGACAACGAAAGGAGGGAUACAUAAAGAAGUUAGAGGAACAGGUCCGCGAACUACACAACAUGAAUGAUAGCUUGAAGGCAUCUCAGGCUGAGAACUAUUCCCUCCGCGAAUAUAUUAUCCAUCUACAGUCACGCCUCAUUGAGUCUCAAGGCGAAUGUCCUCAACCACCACCAAAUAUAAAUCUAACACACCCGCAUACUAGACUGGAACAUCAUGCACCAGUGGCUCCAAUGAACUCACUGCAGGCAAGCACUGCGAGAUCUCUGGCUGCAGCUAGUUUGGGAAUAAAGCAGGAAUCCUACGAUCACAACAAGCGAUACAAAGAUAACACAACAAACGAUGAUGAUAUUCAUUCUCAACUACAUCCUGUCAAUGAUGUAUUGCCUGGUCCAUUAUAA
Molecule: messenger RNA, 753 nt
Organism: Blumeria graminis f. sp. triticale
Lineage: Eukaryota; Fungi; Ascomycota; Leotiomycetes; Helotiales; Erysiphaceae
Source: the annotation of a GenBank genome assembly